GUUGAGUGUUGUGGCGACUCACGACCUCUCCUUGUUAUCAGUCCCCAGUUUUCUUGCCAAACGGUCCAAACUGUGCCAUGACGGUAUCCAGUUUCUAUUUUCUAGCAGCGAAGAUUUCGCACUAGCGCUGCCCUGGACGGGCUCUUCCGAGCGAGUGAUGAUGUCGCUGGGUGGGUACGCAGGUACUUGUUGGUGUUUCGUGCGGUGUACGACUCGGCGACGCUCGGAAUGGUUGAGGAAAGGCUCUGUGAAGAGUCGACAGGUGUUUGGAGCAAUGAUGAUGGCAUCCGGGGAGUGCGAAGAGGGGUUGUCGAGUCUAACAUCUGAACGAUAUAUAUGGCCUUCCCCAGGAUCCUGGAUGCUGCUCAUUCUUCCAUCACUCACCCAAACUUUCUUUCAAAGACCAGCAUACUUAGAGCUUCUGAGAAGCCGAACACCACUUUGACCCUCCUACUCCAUACCACAUCCGCUCACGACUAGAUACGACCACCAACAUGUCUCAGAUCAACGACAAUGAACUCGCUCAGGAUAUCCAGAAGCAGGAAUCCCACGACAUCAACCGCGCACCCUCCAACAACAUGGCCGGCUCUCUUGUCAUCCCUGGUGAGGCUGGCAGCCAGCACCAGCAGGGCGGUGUCAACUCCAUCGAGGUCCCAGCAACAAGGAGUUCCAUCUCUGAUGCUCAGAACUACAUGCACAACCUUUCACUCUCGCCUUCAAUGAAGGACAGGAGAGGAUCAAGGAACUCUUUCGGUACCUCGCUGCCCAUCCCCCGCUCAAAGAGGCAGUCAAGGUUGAGCUCCGUUCACUACCCCAGUGGUGCUGCCCAGCGCCCAGGCAUGCCCCCGAUCCAGCCUUCCCGCGACAUCAUCGCUGCCCAGCUCCAGGAUCUCGCUGGCGAGAAGGUCACAAAGGCUAAGGACAUGGCUUUCGUCUUCGACAUUGACGGUGUCCUCGUCCACGGUGACCGUCUGAUUCCCGAGGGUAAGCGUACUCUUGAGAUCCUCAACGGUGACAACGAGCUCGGUAUCAAGAUCCCCCACAUCUUCUUAACCAACGGUUCCGGAAAGCUUGAGGGACCCCGCUGCGAGCAGCUGUCCAAGAUCCUCCACAACCCCAUCUCCACCGACCAGUUCAUCCAGUCCCACACCCCCAUGCGUGCUCUUGCCGACUACUACGGGACUGUCCUCGUUGUCGGUGGUGAGGGUUACAAGUGCCGUGAGGUCGCUCAGGAGUACGGUUUCAAGAACAUUGUCGUCCCCAACGACAUCAUCGCCUGGGACCCCACCAUUGCUCCCUACCGCGUCUUCACUGACGAGGAGCGCGCUACCUCCAACCCCCGCGACUUCUCCAAGAUGAACAUCGACGCUAUCAUGGUCUUCUCUGACUCCCGCGACUACGCCACCGACAUGCAGAUCAUCAUGGACCUUCUCCAGUCUGAGAACGGCCGCUUCGGAACCCGCGCCAAGGACCCCGUUUCCCAGCGCAUCCCCAUCUACUUCUCGCAGGGUGACUUGCUGUGCCCCACUGAGCACCCCUUCCCCCGCAUGUCGCAGGGUGCGUUCCGCAUUGGUCUCGAGGCCAUGUACAAGGCGCUCACCGGCGCGGACCUCGAGCGUGUCGUCUACGGCAAGCCCGAGUUGGCUACCUACAAGUACGCCGACGAGGUCAUCGCGUCCUGGAUGGAGCAGAUCCACAACGACGAGCGUCUGCCCUCCAACAUCUACAUGAUCGGUGACAACCCGGCCUCCGAUAUCAUCGGCGGCAACAUGUACGGCUGGAACACCUGCUUGGUCCGCACUGGUGUGUUCCAGGGUGGUGACAACGACGAGAACAACCCGGCCUCGUUCGGUGUGUUCAAGAACGUGCUUGAGGCUAUCCAGACUGCUAUCCGCAAGGAGAUUGGUCAGGACUUCAAGUUUGAGUUCAAUGAGAGCAUCAACCCUGUCACUGGCAACGAUGGUGUCUCUGCUAUCGAGUAAAUCUAGUUUACUUGUUGGCAUGAUCAGGGCCAUGGUCUAGAGUGAUGGAUAGACUUGCAUUACAACGGCGUUCGGGGUGAAUAAUACAUGGAUCCGGUGGAUAUCCUGCAUAGCGAUCUGCUUGCAUACUAGAUCUACGAAUUUUUUUUAUUUUUUUCUAGAUAGACUUUGACCUA
Molecule: messenger RNA, 2158 nt
Organism: Macroventuria anomochaeta
Lineage: Eukaryota; Fungi; Ascomycota; Dothideomycetes; Pleosporales; Didymellaceae
Product: cat eye syndrome critical region protein 5 precursor
Exons: 1
Coding region: 495-1982 (495 amino acids)
Biological process (GO): glycerophospholipid biosynthetic process
Cellular component (GO): mitochondrion
Source: RefSeq, a predicted model, not a curated record